Ylistrum balloti is the source of this 974-nucleotide messenger RNA. Its product is annotated as thiopurine S-methyltransferase-like. The transcript is spliced from 2 exons. Gene Ontology annotation, molecular function: thiopurine S-methyltransferase activity. The record is from RefSeq and is a predicted model, not a curated record. Lineage: Eukaryota; Metazoa; Mollusca; Bivalvia; Pectinida; Pectinidae. Bases 87 to 788 code for a protein of 233 amino acids.
AAUUUCCGGGUUCAUUUGCCGGUAGAUAAAUUGAUAUAUCAUCAUCAUACAUAAACAACAACUAGAAACAACUGUGAUCAUUCGUGAUGUCAAAUGAAGGUCAAAGUAAUGCGGAACCGGAAGAAGAAUACACACCACCGGGUGUUGAAGAGUAUUCUGAAUACUGGAAAAAAGAUACAGUCUUUCUGAAAGAGGCAAAUGAGUGUUUACUCAAAUACCAUGAAAAACUCAUGGGGGAUAAAAAGCACCAGAAGGUGUUUAUUCCUUUGUGUGGGAGAGCUGCUGAGCUGAAAUACUUCGCUGAACUGGGACACGAUGUUGUUGGCGUGGAAUUUGCAGAGAUCGCUAUACACCAGUUCUUCGAAAUGUUUGGCAUCACUUACGAAACGAAACCCUUGGAGGAUCCUGAUGGAACGUUAUAUACAAGCACCACUGAGAACAUGAAUAUUCGGAUCUAUUGCUGCGAUUUCUUCAAGUUUAAGCCACAGCUAGAGAAGGAUUUCCAGGCCGUAUGGGAUGCUGGCUCGCUGUAUUCCUUACCAUUGUCACAGAGAGAGGAGUAUGUCACCGUCAUUAAGUCCAUAUUAGCACCGGAAAGCAAGACUCUGCUGAUGACCGAUGUUCCCUGCUUGAGUGAUGAAGUGACGACGAGCGACCUCAAACAAAUGUACGGAACAGAUUUUACAGUCGAAGAUCUGGGCUACACUAAGACAGAGAGAAAAGAUUAUGAACAGUUUGGCUUAGAGGGUUUCAACAUGUUUUUUAUUUCCUCUGGUGUUGUUGUGUAACGGGCGCAAGGUUGCGCUGAUCCGUCAAUUUUGUAUAUGGAUGGAACUUUUAUGUGCCCCUCCGCGUGUGUUGAUGUAUUCUCACCGUUAUGAAACAUUUUAUUUUAACGGAGCGUUGUUCAUUCAUCGUGCUAUGUCACAAACGUCAUGAAUUGUGACCCUAGAGUCGGGACUAUAAUAAACACA